UUUUUUUCCUGAAGUCACCAUGCGACCACACUCACGUAUCCUCCCUUGUUUGAUUUCUGGGCUUUGUUUGCUUCAGAACAUUAACUGUGGGAAUAUCUUGGUAUGGUACACGGAGGGGAGUCACUGGAUAAAUCUGAAACCAGUAUUGGACACACUGGUGGACAGAGGUCACCAUGUAACCGUUCUCCUCCCGAACGCCUCGAUCUUUAUGGACUUAAACGAGACCACUUCAUAUAACUACGAGAAUUUUAACGUUUCGCUGUCGACCUCCGAUCUAAAGAAUGCAAUGGAAAGGUUCUUUCGUUUUUCGAUGUAUGAGAUGGAUCACAUGAAUUCCAUUGAAAUCUUCUUCAAGUUUUUCGAAAUCAUCUCGAAACAUUUGGAUAUGGUCCUCGUGUACUGUGACGGACUGCUUCACUCAGAACCAGUCCUCGACAGACUGAGGAAAGGAAAAUACGAUGUUAUAUUCGUAGAUCCAGUUUAUCCCUGCAGCGAACUGAUAGCUGAAAUGUUGGACAUUCCCCUUGUUUAUACUCUACGGAUCUCCAUGGCUAAUGCCAUGGAGAGACUUUGUGGCCAGACUCCUGCUCCCCCUUCCUACGUCCCCGGUGCAAUGAGCAAACUGACAGACAACAUGACUUUCUCCGACAGAAUCAAAAACUUUCUGUUCUACAUGUCUCAGGACGCUAUGUCGCUGUAUAUGUGGAGAAGGUUUGAUAAAUACUACAGUGACUAUUUAGGUCGACCUACGACGUUUUGUGAGAUGAUGGGAAAGGCUGAUAUCUGGCUGAUCCGAACCUACUGGGACUUUGAGUAUCCCCGUCCGUUCCUGCCUAACUUUAAAUAUGUUGGUGGUAUUCACUGUAGACCUGCUAAGCCGUUACCAAAGGAUAUGGAGGAGUUUGUGGAGAGCUCAGGAGAUGAUGGUGUUGUGGUGUUCACUCUGGGCUCCAUGAUUAAGAACAUGACCAAAGAGAGAGCAAACACGAUCGCUUCUGCUUUGGGUCAGAUACCACAGAAGGUUCUGUGGAGGUACAGUGGUGAAAAGCCAGAGACUCUGGCUCCAAACACAAGACUGUACGACUGGAUGCCCCAGAAUGAUCUACUGGGUCAUCCAAAGACCAAAGCCUUUAUCACUCAUGGUGGAACCAAUGGAAUCUAUGAGGCCAUAUACCAUGGAGUUCCUAUGGUGGGAAUCCCCAUGUUCGGUGAUCAGUCAGACAACAUGGUCCAUAUGAAGUCUAAAGGAGCUGCAGUCAUCAUGGACUUUAACAGCAUGGAGACCAAAGACCUGGUGGACGGGCUCAAAGCUGUAAUCAAUGACCCAUCGUAUAAGGAGAAUGCCAUGAGGUUGUCCAGAAUCCACCACGACAGACCAGUACACCCACGGGAUGAGGCCGUGUUCUGGAUUGAAUUUGUGAUGCGCCACAAGGGGGCCAAGCACCUGAGGGUGCAGGCCCAUAACCUGACCUGGUAUCAGUACCACAGUCUGGAUGUGUUUGCUUUCCUAUUGGCCAUAAUUGCUCUAGUUCUCUUCAUAUUCUAUAAAAUACUGAAGUCCUGUGUUGUGAGGUGCUGUUUUAGAUCCAGAUCUAAGAAAAAGAAAGAGUGAAUCACAGAAUCUACACUGAAAUUUUAACCCGUUUAAUUUGUUAAAUUUUAGGCCGGUCUUUGCUUCAUGUUCUCAUCUCCUGGACCACGACUAAUCCUGGAUUAAAAUGAAAAUGAAAUGGUAAUAUAAAUAUAAUGAAUAUUCAACAUUUUGUCCAGCUCUUAAUGAAUAAUGUGUUGAGGAAAUCGUUAUUUGACUGAAAUUCAUUAACCACUUAAUCAGCUGAUUAAAACCUGAUAAGCACGUGCAUCUUCAGUCCAUGUUGGAGAAGAUGACAACCUGCCAAGAACAUGUACUGUAAAAUAUAAUGGAGUGAGGUUGGUUUUGAAGAAGAUGGCGAUUCAAAAUAAAUGAAACAAUGGUUUUGA
Molecule: messenger RNA, 1980 nt
Organism: Chanos chanos (milkfish)
Lineage: Eukaryota; Metazoa; Chordata; Actinopteri; Gonorynchiformes; Chanidae
Product: UDP-glucuronosyltransferase 2A2-like
Exons: 6
Coding region: 20-1612 (530 amino acids)
Molecular function (GO): glucuronosyltransferase activity
Source: RefSeq, a predicted model, not a curated record